Molecule: messenger RNA, 2174 nt
Organism: Hypoxylon fragiforme
Lineage: Eukaryota; Fungi; Ascomycota; Sordariomycetes; Xylariales; Hypoxylaceae
Exons: 2
Coding region: 191-1549 (452 amino acids)
Biological process (GO): cytoplasmic translational initiation
Cellular component (GO): eukaryotic translation initiation factor 3 complex; cytoplasm
Molecular function (GO): translation initiation factor activity
Source: RefSeq, a predicted model, not a curated record
AUCUAGUCCUAAUCAGAACCUCUACAACAAUUCUGAUAAUCACAAUUACCCACAGAACGACACCCAAGCUCUCCUCGACGGCGUCACUAAGAAACUCGAAGCAGAACUCGAAGCAGAACUCAAAAAGCUUGAAAAAAGCCGACUUCGACUCCCGUAUUCGUUUUCCAACUCUAGUAAUACCACUUUGACCAUGGCUGCCCCAGAGCAGCAGCUGGCCACGCGCCCGCAACAGCUCGUCUUCGUCGAUGGAGUCUUUUCGGACUUGGCGCAGGAGAUGGCCGAUUAUCUUCAUAUCAGCGACGAUGUGAAGCCCCUCAUCGAACAAGAUCAGAAAGAUGAGGUUCUUAAGAAGAUAAUUCUCGCAUCCGUCGCUCUCCAUUCGGUUCCCGAAAAGGAGUUCACUGCGGCCUACAACCUCCUUAUCCAUCUCGUUCUACAGUCCGACAACAUAUCCAUGUUCCUUCCUCGAGUUUGCGACAACUUAAUGAAGCCCGUCGGCUCCUCGCUUCUGAACGGUCCCAGCCUAUCGCUCAAUGUUCUUGGCAACAUCUUUAAUUUGCUUGAGCCAGAAAACCCUCUGCGAUACAAUGUUUUCAUGACUAUCUUGCGAUUCAUCAAGGAGAAUGGUAUGCUCGACACCAUCACCAACUAUCUGUCAUCGCUUCCGGAAUGGUUCAAGGAUUGGGACACCAACGAAGAAGACCAACGAAAGCUAUACCUAGAGGUUGCUGACGUAGCUGACGAGUAUCUGCGAGAAGAUCUCUCAUUCCAAUAUAUACUCAAGGCACUCAACACCUUUGACGAUGAAGAAGUCAAGUCGGAGGAGGCCGCAAAGCUUGCUCUCCGCGCCCUGAAGAUUGCGCUCGAAUCUCUCAACCAUCUAGAUUUCCAGGACCUUCUUGCCGUCCCGGCCAUUCAGGUGCUCUCGGACACGCACCCGGUUUACUUCGAGCUGCUCACAAUCUUUGCCGAAAAGGAUUUGGAAGACUACAAUGAUUUCAAUGACGAGCACGAAGGCUUCAUCGAGAAGGAACAUCUUAAUGGCGAGGUCCUUCUUCGCAAGAUUCGGCUACUCACCUUCGCAAGUCUUGCAGCAAGCGCCCCCAGCCGUGAGAUUCCAUACGAGCAGAUCGCCAAGGCGCUUCAAAUUCCCAUCGAGGAGGUUGAAUGGUGGGUCAUUGACGUGGUUCGUGCCAAUCUUGUCGAGGGAAAGUUUGCGCAGAAGAAGAAGAUUUUCAAUCUUCACCAGACCCGUUACCGAGUCUUCGGCGAGAAGCAAUGGCGCGAAGUGGGCGACCGCCUCGACGGCUGGAAGAUACUGCUUCAGAACGUGAUCGGUACCUUGCGACGAGGACAGGCCGAUGUCGAAGCACUUAAGAAGCGCGAACAAGAGGACAUCGAGCGACGUCUGGCGAAUGCAGGCAUCGGUGGGAACUCUUCCGGCUUUGGUGGCUUUGGCGGUGGCGGACGACGGGGUGGUGGUGGUGCUGGCGGUGGUGAUCGUAGCGAGCGUGCGCCCCGCAAGGAGCGCACCGACGACGACGAUUAAACGACACUACCUCCUUUUACCUUCCCUCUCUUGUUACGAUUCCCGGCUUUUGAUUGAUGGCAUGAGGCACGGUCUAUGGCGUAUUCGGCAUUACAGGGCGAGAGUUGGCCCCCCCAUACUUUUGAUUGCGCAUGAUUCCCAGGAUUAGUACUACUUGGCCAAAGGUGAUGGAGGCGUCUCUACGGAGUCCCCCAUUCACACUGACGCGUUGUGGUAGUUGCAACCCCUACUCCCUUAGUCUUUGUUCAAGGGGGUAUGAAGGGGCCGCAGGAAUGAUGACGAUGAUAAUGAGCAACCUCGAGGUUGUCAAUUGAUCCAGGGGCUGGCCGGUUCGGGGCGAUCGAUGCUUUACAGAGGCUUGUUUGUGUAUUUAGAGGAUACAAAAAAGUUUUCAGGAACGCAUUUGCGACUGAAUUCAACCCCACCCCGAUUGCAAGGGAUAUGAAAACUUGUUCUUAAGUGAUUCUAUAUUCGUGUGUCUGUCUUGUCUCUUCGCAGCGUGAAAUUAUGGCAGCAACAGCUCCAUAGUAGAAGCUACCUAACUGAAUGCUUGGAAAUAUAUCGUCACUGGCUUGGAUCGGUGGGUAGGUAGGCUAUUUUUGAAUGUUCGUACGUCCGCAAUCAU